Penicillium oxalicum is the source of this 3762-nucleotide messenger RNA. RefSeq names its product mismatch repair ATPase MSH6. The record is from RefSeq and is a predicted model, not a curated record. NCBI's taxonomy places the organism in Eukaryota, Fungi, Ascomycota, Eurotiomycetes, Eurotiales, Aspergillaceae. Gene Ontology annotation, biological process: mismatch repair. The transcript is spliced from 3 exons. Gene Ontology annotation, molecular function: mismatched DNA binding; ATP binding; ATP-dependent DNA damage sensor activity. Gene Ontology annotation, cellular component: MutSalpha complex; nucleus. The coding region runs from base 1 to 3762 and encodes 1253 amino acids.
AUGGCCAAAGAUUCGGGGAUAUCGCCGUCUGCGACCCCCCCUCCAGCGGCAUUGAAGCGGACGACGUCGAGCACGCAAAACAUGAAGAACCAGAAAUCCAUCCUUGGAUUCUUUCAAAAGUCUUCUCCGGCGACACCAUCCAGCAAUAAACCCCGUGAGCCUGAGUCUUCUCCGGCUCAACGAGCCGGUGAGCAGCGAAGAGGAAGUGCAAUCAAGCCAACACCGAAGAGGAGUUUCUCGAGCUUUGCUGGGGAUCUUACCCCAGUCCCUAGCAGUGACUUGCCCGUACCGGACGAAGAGGAGGUAGUUGGAAAUGGGACGAAAGUAUGGUCAAAGGCACUUCUACCUUCAAGAAAUCUUGCGCUGACACCUGCAUCUUCCCUCUUCCAGCCUACACCUGACGAAUCCCAAGAGAAUGCAAUGACUCCAUCGCGGCGUGCCAAAAAGAAGCAGAUCAGCUAUAAGGAAUCGGAUUCCGAAGGUGAAGAUGACGAUGAGGUCAUUUUCCGCCCAAGCCGGAAGGCCAGCACAAACGGACGCGCAGCAAAACGGAGAAAAACCGUUGAGGAUAGCGAUGAUGAAUUCGAGGGUGCCGACGCGAUCGGAUACUCGGAUGACGGUAGGCGUACUGGCCUCGUCGCGUAUGGGCUUUUCGCUGAUCAGGCUACAGAAAUGGAGGAUUUUAUCGUUGCCGACGAGUCUGAUGAAGAGUCCGCACCGAAAAAACGUAAACGACCUGCCGCGGCGCCUUCGCGGAAGAGCGUAAAUCGGGCUCCUUCUUCACCACCACCCCCGCCGGCCGAAGACGAUCUUGACCUGGAUUUGCCAGAGGGCUCAGCCGGAACGGCCUUGCAGUGGAAAUUUGAUCCCGAAAACGUUGAGCCGCGAAAGGAGCGCGCAGUCCAACACCAGUCAAACUCAGCGACGGGCACGAAGAAAGAGAAAGCCCAUACAAGAGAGCCUGAGGAUCGCUACCCUUGGCUGGCAAAUAUCAAAGACAUCGAUGGAAAUCCCCCUGGACAUCCCGACUAUGAUCCUCGCACCAUCUACAUUCCCCCAUUGGCCUGGUCCAAAUUUUCACCAUUCGAGAAACAAUAUUGGGAGAUCAAGCAAAAGUUCUGGGAUACGGUGGUCUUCUUCAAGAAGGGCAAAUUCUACGAGCUUUAUGAAAAUGACGCCACAAUUGGCCAUCAGCUGUUUGAUCUCAAACUCACCGAUCGUGUCAAUAUGCGGAUGGUCGGUGUCCCCGAGAUGAGUCUGUCCCACUGGGCCAAUCAAUUUGUUGCCAAGGGAUUCAAGAUCGCUCGCGUGGAUCAAUCCGAGUCUGCGCUUGGAAAGGAAAUGCGCGAACGAGACGCGAAAAAGGGUGGCAAGGAAGACAAGAUCAUCAAGCGUGAGCUAGCUUGUGUCCUCACCGGAGGAACCCUCGUUGAGGGAUCCAUGCUCCAGGACGACAUGUCUACGUACUGCGUUGCCGUCAAGGAGGCAAUCGUGGAUGAUCGCCCUGCCUUUGGUCUGGCCUUUGUGGAUACCGCAACGGGCCAGUUCUUCAUUUCUGAGUUUAUCGACGACCUGGAUAUGACCAAGUUCGAAACGUUCGUGGCACAGACAAGACCCCAGGAAAUGCUUCUGGAGAGGGGCUGUGUGUCAUCAAAAGUGAUGCGUAUUCUCAAGAACAACACGGGGCCUACAACCAUUUGGAAUUACCUGAAACCAGGCAAGGAAUUCUGGGAGGCGGACAUUACUCUGAAGGAGCUUGAUGCCUGUGAGUACUUUGUCUCGCAGGACGAUGACAACAUCACAGCCUGGCCCGAAGCACUGCGUGAUGCCCGAGACAAAGAGCUCCUCAUGUCUGCCUUUGGUGCUCUCACGCAGUAUCUCCGAGUUCUCAAGAUUGAGCGAGAUCUGAUUACCAUUGGCAAUUUUUCCUGGUACGACCCCAUCAAGAAGGCUUCCAGUCUCGUCUUGGAUGGACAGACUUUGAUCAACAUGGAAAUCUUUGCCAAUUCGUUCGACGGUGGUCAAGAGGGCACUCUGUUCCAGCUUUUGAAUCGUUGCAUCACUCCAUUUGGGAAGCGUACGUUUAAGCAAUGGGUAUGCCAUCCUUUAAUGGACGCAAAGCGGAUCAAUGCAAGGCUUGAUGCUGUUGAUGCCUUCAAUGCGGAUCCCAGUACUCGGGAUCAAUUUUCUUCGCAAUUGACCAAAAUGCCGGAUCUUGAACGCCUCAUUUCGCGUGUCCAUGCCGGCGUCUGCAAGGCUCAAGACUUUGUUCGCGUCCUCGAGGGAUUUGAGCAAAUCGAGUACACCAUGGGUUUGCUCAGGGAAAGCGGUUCCGGAGACGGUAUCAUCGGUCAGCUUAUUGAGGGAAUGCCAGACCUCACAUCAUUACUGUCGUAUUGGAAAACCGCGUUUGAUCGACCGAAGGCGAAAGAGAAUGGGAUUUUGGUUCCCGAAGCUGGCGUCGAGGACGACUUUGACAGAUCACAGGAGACCAUUGAACAGCUUCACAAAGAUCUCGACAAUCUCUUGAAGAAGGCCCGUCGCGACUUGGGCUCCACUGCCAUCUGCUAUCGUGACAACGGAAAGGAGAUCUAUCAACUCGAAGUUCCAAUCAAGGUCAAGAACAUCCCGAAGAACUGGGAUCAAAUGUCCGCAACCAAGCAGGUGAAACGAUACUACUUCCCCGAACUUCGCAGCCUGAUUCGAAAAUUGCAAGAGGCCCAAGAAACCCACAGUCAAAUCGUGAAGGAGGUCGCUGGUCGAUUCCAUGCUCGAUUCGAUGAGCACUACGGCACAUGGCUUGCGGCUGUACGUAUCGUUGCACAGCUAGAUUGUCUGAUCAGUUUGGCCAAGGCUUCUGCCUCACUCGGGCAACCGAGCUGCCGUCCUAUCUUUGUGGAAGAAAAGCGCAGCGUCCUCGAAUUUGACGAGCUCCGACACCCUUGUCUUCUUUCGUCCGUGGAGGACUUUAUCCCGAACGAUGUGCAACUCGGUGGCAAGCAUGCGAACAUCGAUCUGCUUACAGGUGCCAACGCCGCUGGAAAAUCGACUCUUCUGCGAAUGACCUGUGUAGCUGUCAUCAUGGCUCAAAUCGGAUGUUACUUGCCGUGCAAGUCUGCUAGGUUGACUCCGGUUGAUCGCAUCAUGUCCCGCUUGGGUGCGAAUGACAAUAUUUUUGCUGCGCAGUCGACCUUCUUUGUUGAAUUGGCCGAGACCAAAAAGAUCCUCUCCGAAGCCACGCCACGAUCGCUGGUCAUCCUGGACGAGCUUGGUCGCGGUACCAGUUCCUACGAUGGCGUUGCGGUCGCGCAAGCUGUAUUGCACCAUGUUGCGACACACAUCGGUGCCAUGGGAUUCUUCGCAACGCACUACCACUCACUCGCGGCCGAGUUUGAGCAUCACCCUGAAAUCGCUCCCAAGCGGAUGGCAAUCCACGUCGACGAUGUUGAGCGCCGGGUCACCUUCCUUUACAAACUUGAGAGCGGCGUGGCAGAGGGCAGUUUCGGUAUGCACUGCGCGGCCAUGUGUGGAAUCUCUAACAAGGUCAUCGAACGCGCCGAGGUUGCGGCCAAGCAAUGGGAACAUACCAGUCGUCUCAAGGAAAGCUUGGAACGUCGCAAAGGCGGCGGUUUGGUUGGACUGGGCUGGUGGAGUGAUGUUGCCUGGGCCUUGCGCGAGUCAACCGCCAAUGACGAGGGCGAGGAGGAGGGCGUCACCGAGUUGGGAUUGGAGGUACUGCAAAAGGCUAUUGAGGCUUUGUAG